Fomitopsis serialis is the source of this 741-nucleotide messenger RNA. RefSeq lists its product as uncharacterized. The record is from RefSeq and is a predicted model, not a curated record. The annotation marks the transcript as partial. The transcript is spliced from 2 exons. Lineage: Eukaryota; Fungi; Basidiomycota; Agaricomycetes; Polyporales; Fomitopsidaceae.
AUGAAGCCGCGAGACCCGGAAACAGCGCCAGACGCGUGGCUGAAGUUAGCAGAUACAGCGUGGACCUACGAAAAGGACCGUGCAGAACGAUGGCGGAAUGAAAUCAAUACACUCCUGGUCUUUGCCGGCUUGUUUUCCGCUGUCCUCACCGCUUUCGUGAUUCAGUACUAUGCUGUUCUGCUACCAGCACCCGACUUCAACACUGCUAUCCUCGAGCUCAUAUCCGCGCAACUCGGUAACACGGCUACGAACACCGUUGUCGCGGCCGCCAACGCCUCGAAUGCGGCGCUGGUGCCGAUGAUCCUUACGAACUCUUCAUCUACGAACUUCAAGUUCCCCUCGCCACCCGCUGCACCUCGUUGGAUCGCCGCGCUGUGGUUCGUCGCCCUCAUCUUCAGUCUCAGCGCGGCGUCGGGUGCUCUAGCUGUAAAUCAAUGGCUGAACUUUCAUGCCACGGAGCAAGCCGGGCUGCAGGACGCAUCCCAGAAGGUCUGGACUUGGCAACUCCGUAGGCAUGCGCUGAACAAGUGGCAAGUGGAGAACAUUGCCAGCAUCCUCCCGUUUCUCUUGCAGGUCGCCCUCGUCCUCUUCCUCGUCGGGAUUGUGGGCUAUCUCUGGGAGCUUGGCUUUGACAUUGCCGUCCCGAGCACGGUCUUCGUCGGCGCCUUGCUUCUCUUUCUAGCAUUCACUUCCGUGUCGCCCGCAUUGGUCAACUACAGUCCCUACAAGUCUCCCCAAGCA